Molecule: messenger RNA, 924 nt
Organism: Etheostoma cragini (Arkansas darter)
Lineage: Eukaryota; Metazoa; Chordata; Actinopteri; Perciformes; Percidae
Gene: tppp2
Product: tubulin polymerization-promoting protein family member 2
Exons: 4
Coding region: 217-810 (197 amino acids)
Biological process (GO): microtubule polymerization; microtubule bundle formation; positive regulation of protein polymerization
Cellular component (GO): microtubule
Molecular function (GO): tubulin binding
Source: RefSeq, a predicted model, not a curated record
AGAGAGUCUGAGUGAUGAUGUCAUUGAAUGUGCUGGUCGGUACUCUCUCCCUCCCCACUCCGCCUUCCCUCUCUCCUCCUGCCUCUCUGCAUCUCUCCAUAUCUGUCGUCAUUGUGAGAAAGCCUGGGAGUGGCAGGAAGGAGGAGAGGCAGAGGAGAAAGAAGAAGAAGAAGAGAAAGGACGAGGAAGACGAAAACAAAGAGGUCAAGCAGCUGUAUGCAAAUCAAGAUUUUCCUGAAUAUUACACAGCAUCUUUCCAUUUACGGCUGCAGUAUGGCUGAGGGCUCAGUGUCUGUAGCAGAGGUAGAGACUUCCUUCCAGAAGUUUGCAGUCCAUGGAGACACUAAGGCCAGAGGAAAGGAGAUGAACGGCAAGAACUUUGCUAAGCUUUGCAAGGACUGCAACAUCAUCGAUGGCAAGAACGUCACCACUACAGACGUUGACAUAGUUUUCAGCAAAGUCAAGGCAAAGUCAGCUCGUGUCAUCACAUUUGAGCAGUUCAACCAGGCCCUGAUAGAGUUAGCUCCCAAACGUUUUAAAGGCAAAAGCAAAGAGGAAUCGCUUCAGCAGCUUUAUGGUCUCAUUGUUGGUAAGGAGCCUACCAACGUUGGAGUCACUAAAGUGGCAAAGGCAGCAGCAGUUGACCGACUAACUGAUACCACCAAGUACACUGGAGCGCACAAGGAGCGGUUUGACGAGUCAGGCAAAGGAAAAGGAAAGGUCGGGCGCGAGGAAGUCCCAGACAACAGCGGCUACGUGGGAGCUUACAAGGGCAGCGGCACUUAUGAUGAAAAAGUGAAAGAAACAUAAACAAAAUUCAGCUAAUUACAAAACAUUUGAUUCAAUAACUUGAAUUAUGGGUGUUCAAAAAUCAACAUAAAUUCAUUUGCUACUGUAUGCAGUAUGACUUGUGGGCCCAACAUU